AUAUCCCAAUGGCUAUUUUUUAAUUAGUUUAUUUCUAUUACUUUUGUUGGCGUGUUUCUUUAGUGUUCUUCCAAAUGUCUUGUUUCGUAUUUUCUUAGCAAUGAAGUCGCGCAAGAAGGAAUCAAGUUUAACUCACAUUCCUGUAUUAUCAUUGAAGGAUUCUGAUCGUUCAAUAUCGGAUGCAGGUUCAUCGCAACGUUUGAAUCGUUUAAGUCGAGCUUUGAGUGCUUCAGUUGUUGAUUUAGACCUUGUUAAGCAAGUUUUAUGGCUCGGGGUCCCUUCUGACGCUCCUUUAGGUCACCGUGCUGAUGCAUGGCGUCUUGUUUUGGGAUACUUGCCAGUUGUAACAUCCACUAGGGCUCGUUUGCUUGAGCGCAAGCGUCUUCAUUACCAGGAGAUGUGCAAGCAACACUGUGACGCUGAUGCAGUCUGUGAUUCUGACCAGAAGACACUGAAGCAGAUUCAAGUUGAUUUGCCGCGUACUAAUCAGAGCAUUCGUUUAUUUAAGGACAAGCGUGUUCAGAAUUUGAUGGAGCGUGUGCUUUAUGUCUGGAGUGUUCGUAACCCUGCUAGUGGUUAUGUCCAGGGCAUUAACGACGUUUUAGCGGUAUUCGUAUCGGUUUUCAGCCGUCCUUAUUUGAAAUCAUAUCAAUUGGAUACUCCAGCUGUGGACCUUUUAAUGGAGAAGGAGUUGGAUGAGGUAGAGGCUGACUGUUUCUACUGUCUUUCUCGUGUAUUAUCGCAGAUGCAAGACAAUUACACUGAGAAUCAACCUGGUGUUUAUAAGUCUUUGCAACGACUGAAGGACUUGGUUAAGCGUGUAGAUCUUCGUCUUUACAACCACCUUGAGUCUAUAGGUGUUGACAUUUUGCAGUUUCCCUUUCGGUGGAUGAACUGCAUGUUAAUUCGUGAGUUGCCUUUAGACUGUGCGAUUCGCCUAUGGGACACUUAUAUCGCUGAGUUGAAUAACGGUAUCGUCACUUUUCACGAGUACGUGUCUGCUGUAUUUUUGAGUGUCUGGUCUGAGGAUCUUCUUCAGAUGGAUUACCAGCACUGUUUGCUUUUUUUACAGCGUCCUCCAACUUCUGAUUGGGGUAUCAGUGAGAUUGAUUCUGUGAUAUCUAAGGCGUUUGUGCUGAAAUCGGCAUUUCAAGACUCCCCUAAUCAUUUGCUUUAGUGGCAUGAUACACAGUGUUG
Messenger RNA from Babesia bovis T2Bo, 1197 nucleotides. Its product is annotated as Rab-GTPase-TBC domain family protein. The transcript has 7 exons. The record is from RefSeq and is a predicted model, not a curated record. Lineage: Eukaryota; Apicomplexa; Aconoidasida; Piroplasmida; Babesiidae. Gene Ontology annotation, biological process: activation of GTPase activity. Bases 101 to 1177 code for a protein of 358 amino acids. Gene Ontology annotation, molecular function: GTPase activator activity.